Ectocarpus siliculosus is the source of this 3321-nucleotide messenger RNA. The record is from the annotation of a GenBank genome assembly. NCBI's taxonomy places the organism in Eukaryota, Phaeophyceae, Ectocarpales, Ectocarpaceae.
AUGGUCCAGGUGGAAGAGAAUCAAACCAGCAGCAGCCAUGAUGGUUCCCCGCCUCUUCAUCCAGCAGCAGCCUCGACGCCGCCGCCGCCAGCAGCAGCAGCACCACCACAAGAUCAGGCCAACAACAACAAGCCGUCCGCGUCGGCAGUCCUCGCCCAGUGCCUCAAGCUCCUGAAGGGCCAGUCCGAUGAGCACAAGUUCGCGGGGCUAGUGAUGGUGACCAAGCACGUCCCGGCUCUCACUGCGUCUGAGAGCGUACGAACUGUCAGCAGCGGUUCUCCUUCCGCUUCCGCCGGUGGCGGCGAACUCCGACAGAUUUGCAACGCUGUCGGCCCGGCCUUUCUGCACCGAUUGCUGAGGACCCCAGGAGAUAAGAGCAGCGGCGGCGGCAGCGGUGGCGAUCGUGGUGGAGCUGCUGUCGGUGGGCUUUCGGUGUACCAGCAGAUCGCGCUCGGCGUGCUGGCGGCCCUCUUCCAGGACGAGAGCCUGGUCCCGAAGUUUGUUCCCAUCGCCCCGGCCCUCGUGCGCGCUCUCCGCGCAGCCGACGCGGCGACGCAGACGCAGGGGCUCUGCGACGCUCUCUACUGCACCCAGGCCAUCGCCGGCGUGCCCGUCGGCAUGGAGCGGCUGCUGAGGGCCGGCGCUGCGCCGGCCGUCGCGAGCCGCCUCUCGGUUGCAAGCGGAGAACGGGCGGCAAGGCCGAACGAGGAGAAGGAUCCCGGUGGCGACCAAAGCGGUGGUAGUGGCGCCGGCGUGGAAGAAAGCAAAGCGGGAGGGCCACCGCCCCCACCACCGGGAGAAGAUAGGCAAGCCGCCGCCGACGCGACGCCGUCGGCGGGAUCUCGUUCGUCGUCGGCGGCGGGGCUCGGAGGCGGGGGCGGCGGCGGCGGCGGCGGCGGCGACCCAAAGGACGAUGGACGAGGGGGUCCAGCGGACGGGGACACCCCGGCGGCGGCGGCGGAGAGGUCGGAGGGCCUAGCGCUCGCCUUCGUGGGGCGCGCGCUCGAGGCCUCAGGCGGCGGCUGCCUGGGCUCCCGCGAGCUCACGGCCGUCGCGGAGGCGUUUCGAGACGACCCGACCCCAGCCAAGUUCGGCUUCUUGGACCUCUUGCUGCGGUGGGCGUCUCUGCGAGAAGACGAAGAGUCGGCGCCUUUUCCAGCAGGGGGCGACGGCGGGGUCGGGGCGUGGACUCGGGAUGGGCCGUUCCCCGCCGCCCUUCGGGAAGGGCUGCUGCAGGCGCUCCACGGAGCGGCGGAGGACGACCGCCGGGACUCGGCUCUCGCGCUGCUCGCGUCGCUGCUGCGCGCCGUGGGACAGGAGUGGGCUGUGGAGGAGGAUGUAGAGGAAGCCGACAACGACGACGAUGGUGGGGGGAAAGCCGGUGCGGAUGAGCAACAAAGAAGCAGCAACGGGGUUAAGAAGAAGAAGAUGAAGAAGAACAGAGUAGCGAAGAGAAAACGAGGGACGUUCGUAGCGUUCGCCGUCAGGUGCGCCGCGGGCGAGGUUCGCAUCCUGCUGGACGAGGCGCUGUCCCUGUUCGUACCGGCAGCGGCGAGAGGGGGGGCGAGGGCGUCGGAUGGAGACGAGGAGGCCGGCCCCGGUACCGGACAGAAAGCGAGAGGCGCCAUGGGUCCGGCGGGGGCAGACCCUUCGAUAGGAAUCGCGGCCGAGAUAACCGCUGCGAAAGCUGCUGCUGCCGGAGCGGGUGGAAAGCAGGGGGAAGGACAGCGGCUGUCACCAGCACCGCGAUCUCCCCUUCCCGCGUCGCAGCUCAAGGCAAUUAAGGAGCAGCGUGCGGCAAGACUGCUGCGCAUGGUUCCCGUCGGUCUCGGGGUCGCCGAAUCGACCAUUGCUUUUCUUUGUGGAGGGGGGGGUGGGGAGGAGGAGGGGAAGGAGGGAGGCGGAAAAAGCAGCAAGAAUCGCUGGGAGGAGCUACCCAUCGACACGCUGCAAGACCUGCAGAAGACUCUGGUGGGCCUCUUCGGUUGCGUGCUGGACUUCUUGUCGGAGAUCCGACGCUGGGUCCUCGCCGUGUCUCAUUCGACCGGCGGCGACGCCGACGGCGGCUCAGCCUCGGCGGGGCCGUCCAUCGUCGACCUGUGGGCUCUGCACAGGCUCGGGCUGGAGUGCUCGCGGGUCCUCGGCGUGUGGGUGGCGGAGGACCCGGAGUCGCUGCCGCAGAGGUUCCUGGAGGCGUUGCCGGUGCUGCUGGCGCUCAAGGCCGGCGAGGAGGCCCCUGAUUCGGACGAUGAGGAGAGCGACGACGAUGACAACGACGACGACGCAUCGGCAACCGUGACGCCAACGCUGGCGGCCUUCCCGGGAGCCGCCCGAUACCUGGCCGGCGGCGCUCGGGCGGGCCACGCCGCGUCGGCGUCGUCCGCUACGCGGCCGGACGAGGCCCUCCACAACAUCCUGCGCGCGAUGCUGGCGCUCUCGUACGAGCCGACCCCUCUAGCGGCCAUGGUGGAAGAGGGCGUGGCGGCCCGCCUCGCCCGCCUUGCCGCCUCGGGGCCGCCCGCGAUCGCCGCGCUGCUGCUGCUCGGCAGGACCAGCGGCAGCGGUGGCGGCGGUCUGCCGACUUCGCCGCCGGAGCAAGUAUCGGAGGCGGUGCGGUCGCCGCUCGUGAGCGCGUGCGGCCUGCUGACGAACAUCCUUACCUCUGCGGGCCACCUGGCGUGGCCGGAGGAUCGGCCGGCGGCGGCCAGCGGCGGCGGCGGCGGCGCGGCGCGGAGACGAGGCGCCGGGAGCCACCAGCCGCGGGGGGCGCCGAGCCACGCCGUCCUCGGGCACCCGGGCAUGGGGCAGUGCCUGGCGUCGCUCGCCGAGGUGGCGGGCGCCGCCGGUGCCGCCCGGCGCGCCGGGGGCGGGGCUCGCUGGCGGUUGCUCGCCGCGCACGCCACCCUCGUCGUGAUGACCGUGGCCCGCGCGGCCACGCCCGGGAACGGCCUGGCGCCGGCGGCCGGCCUGGCCGGCCGGAGGCCGCAGCGGUGGUCGGGAGAGGAGGGCGACGCGCGAGGCAUCGGUGCGCGGGGGUCGUCGCCGUCCGUCUGGGAAGGGAUGGCCCGGGCGGUGGACGAGGCCCUGGGGUCGUUGAGCGCGACCCCUGGUAGGGGGUUGAUCGGUGGCGGGAGGGGAGGAGAGGAGGAGGAGGAGGCAAGCUACGAAGAAGGGUCGAUCUGGCAGUGGUGUCUCGAGUGCGCGAGGGAGAUAGAGGCCGCUCCGGGUGGGGCGGCGGGUAACGCGUACGUGUCGUGCGGGGUGGUGCCGCGGCGGGUGAUCAGGAGCCUCAAGGAGGCCUCUGCUGAUGGCAGGAUUUAG